Molecule: messenger RNA, 243 nt
Organism: Penicillium daleae
Lineage: Eukaryota; Fungi; Ascomycota; Eurotiomycetes; Eurotiales; Aspergillaceae
Exons: 3
Coding region: 1-243 (80 amino acids)
Source: RefSeq, a predicted model, not a curated record
AUGUCUACUAAGGACAUCAAGAGACCAUUAUUAUACAACGCUAUCGCCAAGCAAUUUACAUAUGAGCUCGCAGCCAAGGGUGGCGCCAUGGGUGAGAAUACUGGAUACGGAGUAGUAGUGGCUACCCACAAGGGCUUUCUCAGAACCUUAUCACGACUCACCAUGGGCCCAUUCCUCGGCGCUCUCGGAAACGUUGAGCGAGGAAGGGGCCUGAGGAUCGCGUUGCAUGCGGCACUGCAAUAG